GUGUGGAUGUACUUCACAAAAGUGGAGGCAGAUGCAAGCAAGGCACAGUGCAAAGAAUGCAGCAAAAUGUUGUCACUAGGCAGCGAUAAACCAAAACUGCAAACAGUUUCAGGCUUGAAAACCCAUCUGGCCAGCUGCCACAAGGAGCUACAUGGUAUGUACUUAAAGAGAGCCAUGGAUGACGAUGCAGAGCGUCUCGCGAAAAAGAUGAAGGUAAAAGAGAAAGCGACGAAACAUUCAUUACCAAAUUUUGUCCAGACGUCAUUGACGUCAAUGACCGAUUUCAAAAUGGUCUGGCCAGAAGACCACGUUGCUGUUCAGAGAAUUGAUAAGUGCACCAUGGACUUGAUUAUUGUUGAUAUGUUGCCCUAUUCUAUUGUUGAAGGAGACGGAUUCAAAAGAUUGAACAUUGAUGAUCCACUGAGCACUCAUCGCUAUAAAGUCAAAAGCGAGAAGUAUUACAGGACAACACUGAUGCCUGCCACAUAUGGCAAAGUCUUGAAACACGUCAUAAAUCUACUAAAAGAGGCUGCAUGGAUUUCAUUUACAACAGAUGGAUGGAGCAAUCCAACAAAAUCAUGUUCAUUGCUGAGCUUCACGGCUCAUUUCAUUCACGCAGCUGUGCGGCGUAAAGUUAUCUUGAGUGCGAUGGUGCUGGAACAAGACCAUGAUGGACAUUAUCUUGCUUCAAAACUUCGGGAAGCCAUUGCGAAAUGGGGGAUAGCAGAGAAGAUUCACGUUGGAGUGAGAGACAAUGCCGCUAACAUGAAAUGUGCAAUGAAGCUUGCAGGUGUCGCUGAUAUUGGCUGCGUGUCCCAUACCUUACAGUUGGUUCUGCAUGAUGCGCUGUUUACGCAAACAUCAGUGGAAGCUGUCAUUAAAAAAGCCCGUAAGAUUGUGACUCACUUCAAACAUAGUGAACAGGCUUGCCGUCAUCUCACUGAACACCAACGAACGAUGAAUAUUCCAGCACACUCUUUACUGCAGGAUGUUGAGACAAGAUGGAAUAGCACUUAUCUUAUGCUGGAACGUCUGCAAGAACAGAGCAAGGCAAUUCAUCUGUUUAGUGUGGAGCGAGGCGGGAUUGACAGUCUCUCAAACGCAGAGUGGGAAUUGGCUGGAAAAAUUGUCAAACUUCUGAAACCAUUCUACACUGCAACGCUGGAGAUUUGUGCUGAUGAUGCAUGUAUUUCAUUGGUCAUCCCGCUUGUCGCAAAUCUGAAUAGCAUACUGAAAACAAUAUCAGCAGAUCAGGGCCUGAAGCAGAUGAAAGCUGCACUGCGUGAUGCAAUGUGUCGUAGAUUCUCUGAUAUCAAUUCCUCAGCACCAUACCUUGCUGCAACGCUGAUUGAUCCACGCUUCAAAGAUUCUUACUGCAAUGUGCAAGAGAAAAUGGCGGCAACUAAAGCAGUUCUGGAUUUUCUACGUUUGGUUGAAGAAUCUGCUACGAGCAAUCUCAAUGUGCCAGCUACAACUUUGUCAACUGACAGUGUUGACUCCGAUCCUGCGAACAGCAAAAUAUCUCAUCUCGAUGAUGAUGUGGAUCUGUGGGCUGCUCAUGAUAGCCUGUCUGCUACUGUCGAUCCACCAGAAACUGCCAACAUCAAAACCCAUGUUGUGCCUCUGUAUGAGCAACAGCUUAAUAGUUACCUCAAGGAGCCGCGAAUGCCCCUGACCACGGAUAUAUAUGCAUAUUGGCAUUGUAGUCAAUACCCACUUCUGGAAGCUGCUGCACGCAAGUACUUGUCUGCGCUGCCCACCAGCGUGGCAAGUGAGCAGUUGUUUAGUGCAGCAGGACAGCUGUAUGACGACCGACGUUCGAACCUACUGGGUGAUAAUGCGGAGAAACUUUUGUUCCCGAACUACAACAUUCGUUUGUUUGACUUUAAUUACUAA
This is a messenger RNA of Lymnaea stagnalis (great pond snail), 1896 nucleotides long. The record is from the annotation of a GenBank genome assembly. Lineage: Eukaryota; Metazoa; Mollusca; Gastropoda; Lymnaeidae.